AUGAGUUUACUAGUAUCCAACAACGGAAGCCUCCAAGUGGCGGUGCUCGGUCCCCCGGUCCAGUACGGUUCACCCAUCUGUCUGGGAACCGGAGAUAUCACCAACGUCAAAAGAGUGCAACUUGAACACCAAGAUCAUUUGGUGGUUCUUCGUGUCUCGGGUGCCGUCCAACUACACAAGUUCUACCCGGCGCAUAACCAGUACCAGAUUAUCAAGGAGUGGCGCAACGGCGUGAUGCAUGCCAAUGAUAAAAUCGUCGAUAUGGGCAUCAUCCGCCAGACCUAUUUGUAUACCUGUUCUGGCGAAGGCGUGUUUGUCAUCCGCGACUUGGUUAACGAUGACGACGACCACCGCUGCAAGGAGUGUAAGCUCCUGGGCCCGGUAACAAGUAUUAAGGUCCUGGAGGCCAAAGAGAACUUUCGAGUGGCGGUGGGCAGUAAAGACAUGGGCGUUCGCCUCUACCAGAUUCUGUUCGACAAGGACUACCUCGUGGAUGACACCAUUGCAUCCAAGAUGUACAACCUUCACCAGAACCUGAACGUGGUGUCGAUGAACCGGGUACGGUAUCUCCUCAGAAGACGGUCAGAACUGGCCUCCAAAGAAAAAUUAGUACCUCAGUGGCAGACCCCGGCGUUCUUCGAGACCUACUGGGUGGUUUCGUUAGAGUUCUGGCGCCACUAUGUUAUCUGCGGUACCCAGUUUGGGUUUAUCGUGGUGUACGAUCUGACCACUGUCAGUGAUACGCCCAUCAAGGUGAUUAAGAAUUCAGGACUGCCCAUCAUCAACUUGAAGGAUGUGGGCAACCACUUGGUGGCAUGUGACAUGAUGUCUAAGAUCAACGUGAUUCGGCUUCCUACGUUUGAGGAGGUAAAUAGUUAUACCUACAACUUUGGGAUCAUUGAGCAAAGCAAGAUUCUCGUGCACCGCAGGACGGCACGGGACGUGGUGGUGGUGGCAGCGACGGCUGCGGGCCGCCUAGUAGCUCUCCGACUUCGUCCCGACGACUCGUACGAGGUUGUGCACGAUAUGGCCAUGCCGCAGCCGGUGCAGGCAUUUCUCGUGCUCCGGUGGCAUCGCCUGGGGUGAGUACCCCACAAAUCGCACCCCGGCUCCAGCCGCUCUGGGCCCUGCGCCCUGCAUGCGCCGCUGAAUAUUGCAGCCGAUAGCAGCAACCAUGACGAUUUACGUUUUAAUAUACAAAUUCCAAUCCCC
Yamadazyma tenuis ATCC 10573 is the source of this 1212-nucleotide messenger RNA. RefSeq lists its product as uncharacterized. NCBI's taxonomy places the organism in Eukaryota, Fungi, Ascomycota, Pichiomycetes, Serinales, Debaryomycetaceae. Gene Ontology annotation, molecular function: protein binding. The record is from RefSeq and is a predicted model, not a curated record.